UCACUUUUAACUGACAUCUCACAUCUCGCACCUUCACGCCUUCACACACACCAACAUCCUACCAAUCCUAUAUAUCUUCUCCAACGCGAAAUCAUCAUGGCCCCAUCUAAACCCACGCUUACUGAGGAGCAGAUCAAGGUCGUCUAUGCCAUCGUCGAUACCAUCAUUCCAGAACUUACUGGCCAGGAGCUCGAGGAUUUCGUUCGCUCCAACUCGGACGGAACCAACGACGAGGCAUUGAGGGCCUUUGGUAAGGCCAGUGUUAUGAACCAGAACCUGGGUGAGGCCGUGGUCGAAAAGCUGCAUGGCCAGCCUGCAGAGAAGAUCGAGGAGCUCGCCACAGUCUUCAAGGUCCUUUCCACAAAAAUCGGAACACUAGCGUUGGGAGGCAUCUAUGGCGACUUUGCCUCGCUCUCUCGCGAGCAGCGCACACAGAUCCUCCUGUCCUGGUCCAACAGCAUGAUCACGAAGCUUCGCAUCUUUGCGCGCGCCAUGAUAUCGCUGACAUCCAUUACCUUCUAUACCCAGCCCAUCGAGGCCAUCCACACUGCCAUUGGAUACCCUGGCGUUGACCCAGAGAUGCACUCGGAGCGCUUUUCUUCAAAGAAUUUCCCCGCAUACGAGUUUAUCCAGGUUCCGCCCGAGGGUAUUGAGCUGUCGUUUGAUGUGGUCAUCGUGGGCUCGGGCGCUGGAGGCGGAGUCAUGGCUGCAGAACUCUCGAAGGCUGGCAAGCGCGUCUUGGUGAUCGAGAAGGGCCACCAUUUUGCUCAGAGCGAACUUUCGCUCAUUCAAGCGGACGCUUUGGCAAAGCUGUAUGAGAAUGGUACGUCUCCCAUGUCCCCAACGGCAAACUGUUCACUUUACUUUGCGCGUUUUAUCGCAUCUUUUUUUGGUUCUUUCCCCUUAUUUUAAUUCAAAGUAAUUGCUAAAUCUUAUUUUCCCUUGUCCCUCUCCGAGAAAGUCACGCAUGAGGCAUGGGCAUCAAUCUAUCCAAAAUGUGUUGCCUUCACGUGAACUAACACCGGUAUAUCGAUCGUUUUUACUUCUAGCUGCGGCCUUGACCUCCACCGAUGGAGCCAUCACCGUUCUUGCGGGA
Molecule: messenger RNA, 1096 nt
Organism: Gamsiella multidivaricata
Lineage: Eukaryota; Fungi; Mortierellomycota; Mortierellomycetes; Mortierellales; Mortierellaceae
Exons: 2
Coding region: 97-912 (271 amino acids)
Source: RefSeq, a predicted model, not a curated record